Messenger RNA from Osmerus eperlanus (European smelt), 795 nucleotides. RefSeq lists its product as uncharacterized. The transcript is spliced from 11 exons. Lineage: Eukaryota; Metazoa; Chordata; Actinopteri; Osmeriformes; Osmeridae. Bases 97 to 795 code for a protein of 232 amino acids. The record is from RefSeq and is a predicted model, not a curated record.
CUGAGGCUAGCUUCAUCCUAAUCCCGGCAGAGCUCUUCUGGAGACCUGAGAACUGGAUCCCCCUCAGGUAUGCUGCUCCACUAGUGAACAAACAGGAUGUUCAACUGGGUGGUAAAAGUGGUCCCUCAGCCCCCUGAUGGUUCAGGCUCACUGGGAGAGGACAUCCCCCAUGCCCAACCUGCUGAAAAUAAAUCAUCAAAAGAUGAAGCAAAAAAAGGCAAGGCCAAAGUAGUAAUACACCAUGACGAGGAGCAAACGUCUGAAGAGAGCAGUGGCCAGAGUGGGAUGCUGACUUGGCUGUCCAAUGGUUUCGCCAACACCCUCCCCCAGCCGACCGGCUCCCCCCGUCUCAGCAGAGGCAACUCUGAUGCUAGGUUUGUGAAUGGAGAGGAGGUGGAAAGUAAUGGUGUGAUAGGGUGGAUAGCCCAGGGUCUGGGGAAGGUGGUGCCCCAGCCAGAUGUAAAAUACAAAGAUCGCUAUGACCCCGAUGACGUCACAGAGGUUUCAGACGCAAGCAGGGUGGAGGAGUGUAUCGCAGAGCCGUGUGUGUACCUCGCAAGUGAAUUGCCAGAUGUGGAGCCCCUCCCCCAUAUACCUGUGGUAGAGGUCUUGUCAGAGGACGAGGAGGGGGACAGUGUCCCCCAGUUCCCCCCCAAGAUGGUGGACUGGCUGAAGAAUGCCAUGCCCCACCGAGUGUUGGUUCCAGGCCCAGGCUGUAUCGAAGGCCCGCAGAUCCACAGAUCUUCACUAGACAAACGUACACAAGUCCUUCAUGCAGCCAAGGGGGACCACUAA